Cololabis saira (Pacific saury) is the source of this 2247-nucleotide messenger RNA. Its product is annotated as interferon-induced protein with tetratricopeptide repeats 1-like. The coding region runs from base 1 to 1359 and encodes 452 amino acids. The transcript has a single exon. The record is from RefSeq and is a predicted model, not a curated record. Gene Ontology annotation, molecular function: protein binding. NCBI's taxonomy places the organism in Eukaryota, Metazoa, Chordata, Actinopteri, Beloniformes, Belonidae. Gene Ontology annotation, cellular component: cytosol. Gene Ontology annotation, biological process: defense response to virus.
AUGUUUGACAUUUUUAAAUGUCUACCCUUCAGUGCUGCUCAGGACCCGUCCACAUUGGAGUCCAGACUGAAUCGCCUGGAGUGCCACUUCACCUGGGGCCUGGAUUCCAGACGUUCCAAACUGAUCCAUCUUAGGGACAUGCUGGAGGACAUCGGCACCGAGGAGGGAAACCUCUGGUUGGGUCAUAUUAACAACCUGCAGGGUUUCAUCUGGUGUCAGCUCGGUGAUGAACAAAAGGCCCAGCGUUUCCUCAGCAAGGCCACCCAGACCUUCCGACAGCUGAAGAACACGGAUGAAGGUCCCUGGUUGGUGGUGAACUUUGGGAAUCUGGCCUGGCUGCACCACCUUCGGGGAGACGACGAACAGAGUCAGGAUUACCUGUCAAAGGUUGACACUCUGCUGAGGGAACACCCGUCUCCAUCCCAGGACGAGCUCCACCCCGAGAUCUGUGCAGAGAAAGCCUGGACCCUGAUGAAGUUUGACAAAGACAAGAAGCAGCAGGCUGCCGAUUACUUCCAGAGGGCAGUGGAGAUGCAGCCGGACAUGGUGCACUGGAGGACCAGCCGUGUUAUUGGGAGGGUGAGCGCUCACAAGCACAGUGACACGGACCUGGAUCAGGACAUCUGGGAGGAGAUGAGGGAGGCCAGGGAUCUGGAUCCAGAUGACACGUACCUCGCUGCCCUUGAGCUGCUCAUAAGAGCCAAGAAAGGAGACCAAGUCAAGGAUGAAGCUCGCAGGCUGGAGGAAAAGAUCUUACUGAAACCUGUUGGCAGUUACAGCGGCAUCAAGGUCCUGCUCUGGGUGUACAAACAGCUGGACGACAUCGAACAGGCCAUUAAUUUACAAGAGAGGGUCCUGAAGAGUCAUCCUGAUAUUCGAUACCUGAAGCUGUGCGCCGCACACUGCUACAGAUGGAGAAUCAUUUCCUUCAGGGACAGUCGUCCAAACCCAUUGAGAAGCAUGGAGGAACGAGCCAUCAGCCUGCAUGAGCAGGCGAUCGCUCUUUAUCCCGAUGGCCGUUCCUUCAGGGAGAAACUCCACCUCGCAGACAUAUGUGGAAAAACAGGCAGGGAUCCAUUGAGAGCAUAUCGGAUUUACCAGGAGCUGCUAAGGCUGGACCUGGGACCUGCAGACAAGCAGCAGCUCUGCCACCGCUACGCCAGACACUUACACUUCAUCUGGCGGGAAUCGGACAAGUCCGUCACCUACCACAUGAAGACAGCAGAGAUCCCUGUGGAGUCCUCCAUCAGGCAGAAAAGCAUCGGACAGCUGAAGAAGCUUAGCGAGCAACGCGGUUUCUGGAGGUCGGAAGAAAUCCGGAGGUUCCUGGAAACACUGCAGGAGGACCAGCCUGAGUGAGCUUUCAACAACAGCUAGAAAACAAUAAAGUGUGUUUCUCAUAACUGUAAAUACUCGUUAACAGGUGAGUUUAAUUAAUGUUCAGAUUAGAGAAGAGAUAUUUGGCUUUUUAAUUCACCUGCUACCAGAAAAUGCAUAUGUUGCAUAAAAGUAUGUUUCAGUGAUUUAAACAUGUUUGAAUAAAGUUUAAGAACUCACAAGUAACAAGAUAAGAUAAGAUAAGAUAAGAAAUCCUUUAAUAGUCCCACAGAGGGGAAAUUUGCAGAUUACAGCAGCAAAGGGGAUAGUGCAAAACACAAGAGGCAUCAAUAUCACACGGUAAUAAUAAAACACUAUAAACAGUAUAUACAAUAAUAAUAAGAAGAAGAAGGAGAACAAAAAUAAAUAAUAAGAAAUACUAGUAUGUAAAAAAUAAUAGAUGGAUAUUUACAGAUGUUAUUUACAUAAUUGCACGUUGCAGAGAAUGAUAUUGCACAUUAUUUUCCGGUAUGUAUAUUUAUUGUCAGGUUGUAUGUGGUCAACAGCUCGUUUCUUUGAUAAUUCGAUCGAUCGAUAGAUAGUACAUAAAUGUUACUUACUGCCAUGUUCUUCUACUUUGGAAAGGGGAACAGCUGCCCACCUUUGAAAUAUUCAAAGAACAAAUAAUACAAUUCCUCCCAUUGGAGAGGCUAACUCUCAAAGGACACGGCCGAGAACAAAUGUUCCGUGAACUGUGGUCUCCACUCCUAAAUCAAUUAGGGGGAGAAAAUAUGGACUGACAUGACUCACUAAAUGAGUUGACCAUUUGUCAAAAUGUUGCUAUUAUCUCAUGUAUUCACUGUAUAUAUAUUUACUGUAUUUAUUAACCAUUGUCUGCGUCUAAUUUUUGUCUGUGUUUGGAUGUUUUUU